UAUGCUUGCACCACAUUCAAAAUUAGGCAAUAUGAUGAAAAAACCAUUUAUUAAAUUUUUAUGUCAUAGUAGUUCAUAUUUAUCAUUUUUAGCUCUACUGACGUUAGCUGCUACACGUGUUGAAUUCUUACUGACAAAUUCACUUGAUCAACGUAUGCAUGAUCGUGGGCCAACACCAUCAUUAACAGAAUCCGCUUUAGUUAUUUAUGUUAUAGGUUUUGUAUGGCAACAAAUGAAAAAACUUUAUAUAUGGGGUUUACGUGCACAUUUAACUGAUAUGUGGAAUCUUGUAGAUUUUGUUAUGAAUGCACUUUACAUAGCAACUAUAUCAUUAAGAACAGUUGCAUGGGCUAGA
This is a messenger RNA of Schistosoma turkestanicum, 355 nucleotides long. Lineage: Eukaryota; Metazoa; Platyhelminthes; Trematoda; Strigeidida; Schistosomatidae. The record is from the annotation of a GenBank genome assembly.